AUGGCGCCUCAGCGCCCCAUAAGCUUUCUUUGCCAUCUUCGUCUCCGAGGCACAGCAUCUCGAAUGCCGCGGCGAAACCUCUCCUCUCCUCCACGAUCAGCCUCUUCAAGCUCCAAAGAUUCCCAAUCUCGUCUGCGCCAAUUGAAUGACCGCCUGCCCCGCUUCCUCCGCACAUACACUGCGCCUUUGCUCGGAGCGCCAAUGACCCAUAUCACAUCCUUUUUAAUCCUCCACGAGCUCACCGCUGUGCUGCCAUUGUUCGGACUGGUAGGCGCGUUUCACUAUGGAAAUUGGAUGCCAGAUCUGACCUCCGGUACCGGGGAGAAAAAUGCUUUUGACGAAGGGGCUGCGCGAUUCGGGCGCUGGUUGAAGAAAAAAGGCUGGGUCGAUGAGUCGGACGUGAGCACAGUCGCAGAUCAUGAAGCCACUGGGUUGGCGCCACGCGAAAAACAGCGGGCAGGCGUGAGAUUAGUGCUCGAGUUCGCUACAGCUUAUGCGAUUACAAAGGCUUUACUGCCCUUUCGUCUGGCUGCGAGUGCAUGGGCGACGCCCUGGUUUGCGCGGACAGUCCUCGCCCCGACAACUCCUCUGGCCAGGAGGCUAGUGAGGAAAAGCUAG
Messenger RNA from Penicillium maclennaniae, 618 nucleotides. RefSeq lists its product as uncharacterized. NCBI's taxonomy places the organism in Eukaryota, Fungi, Ascomycota, Eurotiomycetes, Eurotiales, Aspergillaceae. The record is from RefSeq and is a predicted model, not a curated record. The transcript has a single exon. The coding region runs from base 1 to 618 and encodes 205 amino acids. Gene Ontology annotation, cellular component: mitochondrion.